This is a messenger RNA of Paramecium tetraurelia, 1449 nucleotides long. RefSeq lists its product as uncharacterized. NCBI's taxonomy places the organism in Eukaryota, Ciliophora, Oligohymenophorea, Peniculida, Parameciidae. Gene Ontology annotation, biological process: cilium assembly. Gene Ontology annotation, cellular component: motile cilium. The record is from RefSeq and is a predicted model, not a curated record. The transcript is spliced from 6 exons. Gene Ontology annotation, molecular function: calcium ion binding.
AUGCACAACUACAACGUGGAUCACAAAUACAAGUUCUAGACGCGCAUUGGUAAUUGGUUUGAAGAGUGGGAGUUAGAUGAGACCAAGAAAAAAGACUAUUUGAAAAAUAGAUAAAAUGGGUAACUGGCAAGCAUUGUCAAGGAUUAAAAAACUAAUUUCAGUCUUAGAUUGGCAUCACUUACCUUUCCAAAAGACGAAUACAUCCAUUUCGGAUUCCAUAUAAUGCUUCAAAACCUUAAAACAUUAGGCUUCUUAUCCAUUGACAUUUAAGAAAAAUUAAAAAUAACUGAGGAAGCAUACAAUGUUACCACUGCACCAACAACAUAACCAACAGUAAGAUCUGUAUUUGUAGUUGUACCUUAUACCAAAGAACCCAAUUUUUUUGGUGAUGAUGUUUUACAUUACGGAUAACAUUUUAGACUUCUUGCAAAUCCAAGGAUUUCAAAUAAUAAAGCUUUCUUUCUGCAUUCACUUCCAUAGACACCAACUAGAUGUGCUAAGAUAUCUAGAAAAUAAGAAGUUUGUGCCAUAGAGAGUGAUGUUUUUAAUACUGUAUGGAAAUUAGAACAUUCAGAUCCGAAAAUUAGAUUUGAAAUGGAAGGACAACCUAUAAGAAUAGAUGAUGUCAUUCUUGUUAAACACUCAUUUACAUAACAUUGGUUAGCAAGUGAUGAUAUUGUAUACUAAAACGAUUUUGGUAGAGAACGAGAAGUUUUUGUGCAUUCUUACUAAUGUUUGAACAAAACAUAAAAUUUAAUAGCUGAAAAGGAGGGCAGAACGACAAUUGAUAUUCCAUUGAGAAAUUAAGAACCUUAGAAUUUAUGGAAAUUUGCUGUAGCAAAUAAAUAAAGUGAAUAAUUUGAUGAGUCAGUCAUGGAUGACAAUAGAAAUGUUAAAAAUCUAAUGAUCAGAGUUAAGUAACAAAUUACUGGCAAAGGUUCUUACGGAUUGCGAGGAUUGGCUAAGGUCUUUUUAGAAAUGGAUCAAAAUAACAAUGGAGUUGUUGAGUAUGAUGAUUUUAAAUGGGGACUUAGGAAUUUUGGACUCAAUCUCUCUGAAGAUGAAACUAAAAUGAUCUUUCAAACUUUUGAUAAAAAAAGCAAUGGAAAAAUUGAAUUUAAUGAAUUCUUGGAUGCUUUUAGAUUACAAAUGAGUGAUAGAAGACUGUAUUUUGUUUAAAGAGCCUAUGCAUCUAUUGAAUAAAGAGCAGGCAAAGUUACUUUGGAUACGAUGGGCAGAACUAUCAAUGUUAAAGAACACCCUGAUGUACUCAAGGGGUACAAAACAGAAAGACAAGUGUUUUAAGAAUUUGUAUCACAUUGGAAUAAGGGGUAACCAGAUAAAGUCAUUUCAUUUUAAGAAUUUGGUGAAUUUUAUUAAGAUGUAUCAUCGGCUAUAUAAUAAGAUGAGACUUUUGAAGCUAUUUUAAAAAAAUCAUGGAAUUUAUGA